Molecule: messenger RNA, 279 nt
Organism: Sphaeroforma arctica JP610
Lineage: Eukaryota; Ichthyosporea; Ichthyophonida
Product: glucokinase
Exons: 2
Coding region: 1-279 (92 amino acids)
Biological process (GO): glucose 6-phosphate metabolic process; glycolytic process
Molecular function (GO): ATP binding; D-glucose binding; glucokinase activity
Source: RefSeq, a predicted model, not a curated record
AUGUCUGAUCUCAUUAUUGUCGGUGACUGUGGGGGCACAAACACCCGUCUGUCGCUAUGGGAAAUCCCCACUUCGUUCACUGAUAAGCCCAAACGCACUGAAAAAGCCCCCGGAACACUUGUGUUCGACAAGAAGUAUCUGAAUGAGAAGCACACGGACUUUGUAUCUGUUGUCAAGCUUUUCAUCGAGGAGUCGAGCUCUUCCACCACCCCCAUGGCUGCCUGUCUAGCUUGUGCUGGACCCAUUAUCAACAACACAGGUAUAUGCAAUCAAGAAUAG